This is a messenger RNA of Auxenochlorella protothecoides, 678 nucleotides long. RefSeq lists its product as hypothetical. Bases 1 to 678 code for a protein of 225 amino acids. NCBI's taxonomy places the organism in Eukaryota, Viridiplantae, Chlorophyta, Trebouxiophyceae, Chlorellales, Chlorellaceae. The record is from RefSeq and is a predicted model, not a curated record. The transcript has a single exon.
AUGGCUAGGCACAGCGGCCCAUGCAGCUACAACCUCGGCAUUGGCCCAGUACCCAUAGGACAGCAACAUGGCAGCCUCGCACCUCAGGGGCAGAUCAGAGUGCAGAGCGAGACCUGGGACCAGCCCACCUCCAUGCUGCACCUGGUACAGAAGGGGCAGGGCAAUCAAGGGUUUAAGGGGUGCAACGUUUUGGUGACCCACAGGCAUGGCUGUGAGUCCAAGAGGGAUGGCAAGGCAAGGGAAGGAGUGUGCCAGCGAGACAGGUCAGCACAGACAUCCACUGAGAGGGCGUGUGCUGGUUUUUGGUCUGGCAUGCAGCCGUCUGCGUCCCGCGCAGCACCCGCCGCCCAUUGUGGAAGGCACGGCAGGGAAAUAACCAUGCUGUGCAAGACGUGCAUGUCAGGGCAGCUCGAGAAGGGGGUGACAAGUUGUCAAUCACAUCCCACUCAUCACCAACCAACGUACCCGUUGUGCAGCAGGGAGCGGGCUCCGCCAAAAUUGUGCUUCAUUGGUGUGAUCGUGCCUGCGGGGAAGAUGCAUCUCCGGGUCAGUGAUGGUGCUAGAACAAGGUUGCUAGUCAAAGGCGGCAGCAGGGCCAGGACAUUUCCCGACGGAACUCAGAGCAGGUGCACCAUGCACAUACAUUCAACGUACUGGAAUGAACAGGAUUUGAGAUAG